Saccostrea cuccullata (small rock oyster) is the source of this 1463-nucleotide messenger RNA. RefSeq names its product myosin heavy chain, non-muscle-like. The coding region runs from base 43 to 1389 and encodes 448 amino acids. The transcript is spliced from 17 exons. Lineage: Eukaryota; Metazoa; Mollusca; Bivalvia; Ostreida; Ostreidae. The record is from RefSeq and is a predicted model, not a curated record.
GGAACACUGUAGUGAAGGAAAAGGCAGCAAACAUUUGAAAACAUGGAGGAUAAGUUACAAAUACUGAAGUUCGACAAGCCGUGGUAUGUUAUGGUGGAAGACCAUGAAAUGUGUCAGAGCAUUUUUGACGAUCUUCUUGAAAAAGUGGAUAGAGAGAUUGCUAUCAAAAACAAACUGGACGCUCUAAUGGCAAGAGCGCAGGAAAGGCAAAGGAGGUAUGAAAUUCUCAAGUUUGAUAGACCGUGGUGCGAAAUGGUGGAGGAACCAGAAAUAUGCGAGAGCAUUUUUGACGAUCUUCUUGAAAAAGUGGAUAGAGAGAUUGCUAUCAAAAACAAACUGGACGCUCUAAUGGCAAGAGCGCAGGAAAGGCAAAGGAGGUAUGAAAUUCUCAAGUUUGAUAGACCGUGGUGCGAAAUGGUGGAGGAACCAGAAAUAUGCGAGAGCAUUUUUGACGAUCUUCUUGAAAAAGUGGAUAGAGAGAUUGCUAUCAAAAACAAACUGGACGCUCUAAUGGCAAGAGCGCAGGAAAGGCAAAGGAGGUAUGAAAUUCUCAAGUUUGAUAGACCGUGGUGCGAAAUGGUGGAGGAACCAGAAAUAUGCGAGAGCAUUUUUGACGAUCUUCUUGAAAAAGUGGAUAGAGAGAUUGCUAUCAAAAACAAACUGGACGCUCUAAUGGCAAGAGCGCAGGAAAGGCAAAGGAGGUAUGAAAUUCUCAAGUUUGAUAGACCGUGGUGCGAAAUGGUGGAGGAACCAGAAAUAUGCGAGAGCAUUUUUGACGAUCUUCUUGAAAAAGUGGAUAGAGAGAUUGCUAUCAAAAACAAACUGGACGCUCUAAUGGCAAGAGCGCAGGAAAGGCAAAGGAGGUAUGAAAUUCUCAAGUUUGAUAGACCGUGGUGCGAAAUGGUGGAGGAACCAGAAAUAUGCGAGAGCAUUUUUGACGAUCUUCUUGAAAAAGUGGAUAGAGAGAUUGCUAUCAAAAACAAACUGGACGCUCUAAUGGCAAGAGCACAGGAAAGGCAAAGGAGGUAUGAAAUUCUCAAGUUUGAUAGACCGUGGUGCGAAAUGGUGGAGGAACCAGAAAUAUGCGAGGAUAUACUCGAUGACUUGACCACGGGAGUGGAGACAGAGGACGACACACAACAUUUUAAACACGUGAUGGCUACCGUUCUUGAUGAGUUAAAGUCGAAAAUACCCGUUCUUCAAGAACAAGAGACGACCUUGUUAAAGAAAGAUGCUUCAAUGAAAGACACAAACGCUGAUAUAAAGAAGACAGAUAAUACUUUAAGUGUCGUCACUCGUAGAACAUUUUUCCAGAACAUGAAGAAAAGGCUCCGCAAGAUGUUCUUCAGUUGUUGUAUGAAGCAAGGAGAAGACUGUGAUACUUGUUAAAUAUCUGUUCCUGUCUUUCGUAUUUGAACGAUUUGUAAUUUUUUUAAGCAUUUGACAUUGUCCCUAAAUAUACA